This is a messenger RNA of Xyrichtys novacula (pearly razorfish), 7693 nucleotides long. NCBI's taxonomy places the organism in Eukaryota, Metazoa, Chordata, Actinopteri, Labriformes, Labridae. The record is from the annotation of a GenBank genome assembly.
AUGGCCUCUGCAACCUCUACUCCCGUCGGCCUCAGUAGCCGCUCCAGCCGCUCCGUCGGUCGCCGCAGCGCUGCCGGCCUGUCCACAUCCAGCACCAGCCCAAUCUGCGCGUCCCGCGGCCAGGAAAAAGAUGAGCUCCGAUCCCUCAACGACCGCCUCGCCAACUACAUCCAGAGGGUCCAAGAUCUGGAGAGUGAGAGGUCCUCGAUGCUGAUACAGCUGGAGGAAAAGAACGAAUCGAAAAGUAAAGAGAUGGGCACUGUGGGCCGGCUGUAUGAGGAGGAACUGGCCGAUGUCCGAAAGUCCCUGGACGACCUGGCUAGAGAGAGGGCUCGUCUGCAAAUUGAUCAUGGAAAUCUGUGCGAAAAGUACAACAAGCUUCAAAGCAGGUAGUCACCACGGGACCUCACAGGUGCCCCAUAAACCGUCUUAUUUAGGGAAGUGUUUUAGGGGUUAGAUUCAUGCACCUGCAAAACUCAUGUGAGGACAUUAUUGCCUUUUACUACUACGAUUGAUAUAAAUGAAAUCAAAUAAUAAUAACUGUAAAUGUAAAAACACAUGUCUUUACAAAGUGCUCUGGCUGAGGCCACAACUAGAGAGGAUAACAGAGUGUAGAGUAGCAGUCAAAUUUUCAUACACACUCUGUCAUGACUUGUUUUUCUCAUUUUUUCAUUAUAUUCUAUGUUUAUAUUUAUGUUAGAGACAUCAGAACUAUAAAGUAACACGUUGAAUAAUUCACUCAACAAAAAAAAGUGUUAAACAACAACACAACAGUCUUGGAGGCCCAGAAACUUCUUCAGCUUUUCCUUCACUUUUCGAGGCUGGUAACUCUAAUGAACUUAUCCUCCCCAACAGAGGGAACUCUUGGUCUUCCUUUGCUUGAACGAUCCUCAUGAAAGCCAGUAUCAUCAUUUGAUUGACUGAAGUUGUCCUGGACUGACUGACCUCUGUGUCUUAAAGUUCUGAUAGACUGUUGAUUCUCUUCUUUAGUUGAGUGGAUCCUUCAGACUGUGUACUCACUCUACCUCUGCACAACACAACUGAUGGGAACAAACACACUAAGAGAGUAAGAACUUCCAGGUGAACACCUCAUGAAGCUGGUGGAGCAAAGACCAAGAGUGUGCAAAGCUGUCAUUGAGGGAAAGGGAGGUUCCUCUGAGUUCAUCCAAAAUGCAAAAAAUUCUGACUUUUUUUCUUACUAAGAACUGUUAUAUGUAUCACUCCACAGUUUUAAUAUCUAACAGCCCCAAUAUAUCUAACUCAGGGCAAGACUCAGACAAGUUUUAAAAAUGAUCAGUAAAACUUUAAAACUGAUUUUGAAGCACUGGGAGCAUGUGGAGAGAAAUGAGGAUAAAAUGAGAGCUUAAGCAGCAUGCUGUGGUGAAGCUUUAAAUGAAGUUCUGCUUGUUUUCAGGAAGCAGAAGGAUGAGAGCGAUCUGGCCAAUGCGUUUACCCAGUGGAAGAAAGCUGAGGCGGCCCUGAGCGCCAAGGAUGCCGAGUACACCAGGCUGCGGUCUGAUAACAACAGACUCAUGGACGAUUUCCUGGACCUGCAGGAACAGCUGAAAAAUGUAAGUUUGAAUCCACAGUCAUGUUAAAUUUGAAGUGUGUUGAAGUGGAAUCUUGGUGGUGGUAGUCUCUGGAAGUAUACAUGAGAACUGAAAGUGCCACACCCCCUAAUUUUACAGAAAAAUGAGAUUUCUGUUCUCGCGUCUCAUCAAGAAAUCAUCACGAUUUGAGGUAAAGUUCUCAACAGAUUACGAGUUCUAACUGGUGCAAAAAUCAUUAUUAUAUAAAGACACCGUGAAACUACGCAGCAAAAACAAGGUGGUUAUUAGUUUCACAUUUAAACAAUUUUAAAUCCACAAAAACAAAAUAUAUUAAUAAUACAUUUUUUACAAAACAAUUUGAAGUUUUAAAUAAAAAAACACCAGCUAACAUCAACAGAUUAAUUCAAAAAUGAUAUAACAAACUAACUCAAAAAAACAAAUGCAAACAAAACAAAGCGCAAAGUUUCAAGUUCAUUAGUACCUUGCUUUGCUGACUAAGGGCACAAAUCCUCCCAUCUGGGGUUGAAGAACUUCUUAUUGCUCUACAGCACGUAACUUACAAUUUUCAAACAGUCAAAAAGAAGAAGAAAAAAAAGCCCAAUGGAAGUUUAGCCUCCUAAUUGUGCUCCGCUGUUGUGUGCUACUUGCUUGGUAGUGUGAGACUUGGCAAUGAGUGGCCCCUGGUAUUUAAGCCUGUGGCACACCUGCCACCCUGGAACCUGAAUACCAUCAUUUCCCUCCAGUGGCCACUUACAUAAAGGGUGGGGUCAAAGUUACUAAGGAGGUUGGAUACACUUUCUGAUGAAUUUGAGCAGAAACAGGCUUUGACAUUUACUUGGUUGGCUGCUGCAGACCUGCCUGACUCCAGCCGUAUCGUCUAUGAUUGUCCGCCUCAGGCCCUGAGCUCCUUCUUCUCUUGGAUUCCUCUGGACUGUUACUGCAGACAUGAACAUCAGCCUCACGGACAUUAAUAACAUAUAACUACAGUUAACUACUAGUAGGCCUGCUGACUGUAAUCACAUUAAAUUAAUUUAACAUAGUCCAUAAUUACUCAUAUCCUAACCCUGUAAGCCGAAUUCAUUUGUUUCACCAUUACAUGAACUGUUGUUGUUGCUGUUGUUUAAUGUUGCUGCUGUAUCGUCCCCCCCCGCCCCCCAUUCCUCCCCAACCCAGCUGUGGCUUGGUGGCUGUCUUACAUGAGUCUGGUUCUGCUCAAGGUUUCUGCCUGUUAAAAGGAAGUUUUUUCUUGCCACUGUCACUCGUUAGAUGAGUUGGGCCAAAUCCGAUCUUAGGUUGGGUCUUGAUAAUUCAUCAAACAAUGAGCGUGGUCUAGACCUGCUCUUUUUCUUUGGGAAGUGUCUUGGGAUGACGACUGUUGUGAAUUGGCGCUAUAUAAAAAAAAUUUGAUUGAUUGAUUGAGGUGUGUGAACGUGAAUAGACAGGGUUUCUAUUUCCUGCCAAACGGUAGCGUACUUUGAUUUUGACAGAAGUGUUUAACUCGCUGUUCUGUCCUGAAGAGAAACUAAGACUGAAAUCAAACCCAUGACUGAUGGAUGUCAGCUCUGUCUGAGAGAUUCCACUGAUUUUAACAUAUCAUCACUGUUUGAAACGACAGUCAUGACUGUGUUUUUUUUUUUAAACGAUGAAGUACAGUAUUGUUUGGUUUUAAGGUCUUGUGUGUGCGUGUGUGUUUGUAUGUGUUGUCUCCAGGCAGAGAGUGUAUUAGACGACACAAAGAAGCAGCUGAGCUCUGAGAUCCUGAGGAGGGUCGAGAUGGAGAACCAGAAUCAGACCUUCAAAGAACAGCUUGAACUCCAGAGGAACAUCAGUGAGCAGGUCUCACGCACAAACACACACAUUAACAAACACGUAUACACACUAUGAUUGUGUGUUGUGUCAGAUCUGAGAGGUGUUUAACAUUGAGUCGUACAGUGAUAAUAUGACAUGUAGUAUUUCUUUGAUAUGGCUCAGGUCUCUCCAGACUAUAUAGUGAAAUAAACAUUUAAGCGCAUGUUAGUUACAAAGCUAGAUCCUCUAUAGCAACAGCUGUUUGUGUUCUGCAGGAGAUGUUUGAGAUUCGAAACCGACACGAGAGCCACCUGGUGGAGCUGGACUCAGGAAGACGGAAAGAAUUUGAAAGUAAACUCGCUGAGUUGAUGCAGCAGCUCCGCCAAGACCAUGAAUCUCAACUGCAGCAGUACAAAGAGGAGAUGGAUAAAACCUUCGCUUUGAAGGUACCAAACAGUGAAAACGGAGUUAAAAGUACCUCAGUGUGUGGAGUGACGUUUUUGAGACUUCAGAAACCUUUUUUUGUGUGUUUGGGUUGAACUACAGAUACAAAAUGCUCAGGAGGCUGCAAUGGAGAAAAGCAAUGCUCCAUCAUCCACCAAAGAGGAACUGGAAACAGCCAAGUUAAGAGUGGAGACCCUCACCUCCCAGCUCCAGCAGUACCAGAAAGAUGUAAGUCUGGUUUUGAACAGCAGAGAGCCUUUGACCAAGAACAGGGGGGGAAAGCGGACCACCACGUCUGAUUUUCUCAUUGAUUCAGAUAUUUGCUGAUAGUCUCCGGUCUCUCCAGGUUUGGACUUGUGUUACUGUUUUUACCUGCCUGAUCAGAUCUGAACAGUAGAAGGUAAAACCAGUCAAUGUGGACCCUGGUUCUGAUAGGGAUGGUCAUUUACCUUUUUGAUUAAUUAUUAUUUUUUCAUCAUUUUUGUAGUAAAACCUUCAAGAGACAAAAAACAACAAAAAAGUGAUUUGAAGUAAAUGACUUGUUUGUUUUUUUUUAGAAACUGGUGCUGGAGGGCCGCUUCCAGGACUUGGAAAGGACUCUUGACAGGGAACGGGAGAUUUGGCAGCUUAAACUCGGUGAGAGAGAUCAGGAGCUGCUCAACAUUAGAAAACAAAUGUAUACCCAGCUAGAGGACUACGAGAACCUGCUGGAUGUCAAGUUGGCUUUGGACAUGGAGAUCAGUGCCUACAGAAAGAUGCUGGAGAUGGAGGAACAGAGGUGGGACUCUGGCGUGUCCACAGGUUUCACAGCGUGACGUUCUGAUCCUUUCUCACUCCUUACCUGUGUUUCAGAUGAGUAGAUAAUUUAUAGAUUUUUUUUUUUCAGAUUGCAGCUGUCACCCAGCCCCUCCCCGCAAACAGCUGCACCUCAAACCCAUGAUCACAGCAGCUGCAGGAUCAGAGGAAAGAAAAGGAAAUAUGAAGGUGCUUCAGGGAGUUCACCAGCCUAUAAAAUGAGCGGCCGUUUACCAGAGUACAGUGAUGUUGCUGUAGCAGAGAUCGACGUGGAGGGGCGAUAUAUUCGACUGAGGAACAACUCUGAGAAGGUAAGGCUGUCAGGUUUGUUACAUGACUGCAUAUAAAAGGAAACUCGAGAGGCUUAGUCCUGCAGAUUUAAAGAUGGGAAGGGAUUGACCCCUUCUGACACUGACGGGGUAAAUGAGCAGUUCACCAAUUCCAGAGUACGAUCAUCAGCCUGAAACUGUACAGAACUCAAGAAUCAAACAUAACAGAAGAGACAAGGCAGUGACUGAUAAUGUAUAGUUGUGAUCCCCAGGCCCUAAAACAGGCAUGACUCUGCAGUGGAAAUCACUGCACUGGCUCAAAGUCCCAUCAUAAAUACAGGUUUAAACUGCACCAUAACUGUAAGCAUAGAUGCCAGGGACUCCUCUGGGCCAAAACUCAUGGACUGAAACAAAGUAGAGGACAUAACCACAGAACAACAUUUCUCCAUAAAAACUCCAGAAACUGGUCUUCCUAGUCCCCUUAACAUUCACACAGCGUUGUUACAAGAGGUGAUAUAACAGCAGUUAACAUGCUUCUGAUCUGACUGAUUAAAAAUGUGUCUCCGUCAUCGAAAUUCAAUGAAAAUAUCCUUUUAUAACACUAUCAAAUGUUUGAUUUUAACCUUUGAUUUGUCUUUGUACCAUUUUCAAUUACAUAUUAAGAAGAAAAUUUAUUUGGCACCACGAGUUUCACAUGUAGGACCCAGUGUCUUCAGAGCAUGGCUCAACCUUAAGGUUGAUCAGACCGGUAUCUCCUUCACAGCCACCAUAGUUCAGAGAGGUAGGGAAAAAGACAAAGGUCACUGAAACUGACCUUCACAGGGAUCUUCCCAUUUAGACUCCUUAAUCAUCAUUCGAGGCGUCAGUGUACUGCUCACGCCCUUUUUCUCUUAACAUAAUUCUCACCUGUGCUUUCGACCACAUCAUGGGUAGACCUGGAGAUACGAUUAUCUGUACAUAUUCUUCCCCUUUUCUGCCAUGCUAGGAGCAGCCACUGGGUGGGUGGAUGGUCCGGAGGGUGUGCCAAGACUCUGGAGACAUCUUCUUCCACUUCCCUUUGUCCUGCAGUCUAGCAUGUGGAGAGACAGUCACAGUGAGUGGUUAUUACUUUUUUUUGUCCACACAGUGUCCCCCCUUUCUCUAUGAUGAUUUAAUAAGUGUCUUCCAGGUAUUGAGUAUAUUUAUGUCUUGUGUUUGUGUGUGUGUACACGCUUGCAUUCGCCUACCAGAUCUGGGCAGAAGGUUCGGGUGCAGAGGCCGAUUCUGAAGACUUGAUUUUACAGGGCCACCAGAGCUGGGGCCCUGUCCCUGAUGUAAGGGUGAUCCUUUUGAACCCUAACCAUGAGGUAGGUAGGCUUUGGCACUCACAAAUCCUCAUUAAAGCUUGUCUAUAAGUGAAGUUUUAAGGCUGUAUAAAUGCAGUAUGGAUCACUCUUCAUAGCUGGGGCUGGUUUUGGCUUUGUAAAAAAGGGAGCCUUGCAGAGUUUAUUCUUAUUAUAGUGUAAGGAUUAUAUGAAACAGUCAUGUCACUAACAAUUGGUGUUGUGGUGCAUUUUUCAGGAAAUAGCUGAGCACAGGGUGUGUGUGCAGGGAAGACAUAAACUGGAGUUUGAUGAAGAGUUUGACAUCCAGCAUUGCCGCAGACAGGUAACCACACUGCUGCAUAAAAACCUGCCAAUACAGCUGAAGUACAGACACCUCAGAAUCACAUGUGGGAAUAAGCGCACACGAGCACUGAUAAUGUGUUACAUAAAACUGUGAUCCCUCUUUUUCUGCACACACUGAAGCCAAAAAGAAAGAAGUGUUGUUCCGUCUCUUGAGCGUGAGUACGGUCUGCUCUUCAGUAAGUGAGGAGGUAUUUCCCCGCCGCUCCUCUGUGUACCUGAUUUGCUCCAGUGCAUGGCCUGUUUAUUUUACUAAGUGUUUUUGCAGUUUAGUUGGCAAUGUGCAAAACAUGCUUAAAUUAUAGACUAGAGGGAUGUACCAUGAAGCAACAAGUUCGGUCUGUUUCACCAACAAUCCAAUUUUCUGCAGAUUUAGUUUAAACAUAAAGUCUGAGGUUUCUUUUGUGUUAAAUAAUGUUUGCUGACUGAAAAUUAAAUUGUAAUCAAAAACUUUGUUGGACUGAUGUGUGGCUGUGCACCAAGCAGUGCCAUGAAGUUUAGAUAUGAAAAUGCAGAGCAGUGUUCUCUAUAGAACAGGGUUUCCAUCCACACAUCGAAACGUUUUAUGGAAAAAAGUUGUAAAAAGUUUAAAUUAAUCCAGUUUUUGAAGUAACAAACCCCAAUGAAGCUCCAUAGCUUCUAUGCUUUUGUGCAGACCAGGAGUGUUGCAACUUACCAUGGUGAUUUAUUUAGAGUAAGAAAGAGCAAGCUUUCAUACUGUAGGACCUGAGACCAGCCUGAAGUGUUGAACUGAACCCCAGAUCUUGCUUCAUGUUACAGACCAACAUGGUGUCUAACCCUAACCUCAGCCUCAACUCACUGCUUUUUGAAACCAGAAUAGAAAGCCUAUCUGGACACAUUUGAGGGACAUGUCCACAUGCUUUUGUUUAGAUUUAGGAACAUUCUUUAAUGCAAAUGAGAUCAAAAAAGCUAAAUGCUGGACAGCCAGCUGUGAACAUGAAAACAUCCCGAUCAGCUAGACUAGACUCGCUGAAGUGAUGCUGUGUAGCAGAGUGACACCCUUCACAGAGUGCUUUGCCACCCCUUGGCUUAACUGCAUGUUUGGCGCCAACCUUAGACAUGCUGACUUGAAAGGUUACUGAUGGAAAGAGAUCACAUGUGCUAACACAGACUGUAUUUUCUUCAGGAUCUUCUUAAGGAGGCGAGCUGCGCUGUCAUGUAA